AUGCAAUGUGCCGCCACUGGUGAUAGACCUCCUCAGUUCGUUUGGGAGCGAGAUGGAGUUACUGUUUCAAGCAACACAGAUCCUAGGUAUGCGUUAGGACAAAUUAUGACGACAGAUAACUCUGUAAUAGCCCAACUCAAUAUAACAAGGGUUCGAGUAGAAGAUGGUGGAUUAUAUGCUUGUAUAGCGAAAGAAGGUGAACAUGUAGCCAGCAGUGAGAACAGACUGGACGUUUAUGGUCCACCUUACAUUCGGUCACUACCGCCAAUUAAGGCACAGAGUGGUGAAUCAAUAAAUCUCAGAUGUCCAUUCUAUGGAUAUCCCAUAAGCAAAAUCGAUUGGGAACACAAAGGCAAAACAGUUAACCUAAACAAUCUUUUUCAAUCACGUUAUAAAAGAACACAAAAUCACCAGAAAAGAAAAUCAAGAAGAAUGACAUCACCGUCUGGUGAAAUGGCUAGACGUUCGUUUGAAAUACAAGUUAUAGAGGCACCUAUUUUGGAGGAUUUACUGCUUGGUAAUAACCUACAGGAAGGUCAAAUAGUAAAUAUUUAUUGCAACGUACGAAGCGGUGAUUUACCGAUACAUGUCGAAUGGUUGAAAGACGGAAAGAGAAUUUCAAGCAAUUUGAAGGUAGUCGAAAGAAGUUCGGAAUUAUUCAGUGCACUAGAGAUCAAGAAAGUUGCAUUGGAACAUUGUGGUACAUAUACUUGCGUGGCAUCCAACCACGUAGCGAAGGUCAAUAAGUCUACGGAAUUUUAUAUAAAAAUUAUGAAUUUUGUAACUAUUUUUCCUUGUUUCAAUUCGUCUCUCUUGCUCGGAAGAAAAGGCAUUGUAUCAUGCAGUGCGAGCGGCUAUCCACAACCACAAGUACAUUGGAUGAAAAAAGAUGCUCUUCUGGGUACUUGGCAACCUGUCCUUGAACUAGCUGGAGGAGGAAUCCUAAGUCUUCCCAACGGAAGUCUUGUCAUUGAAGAAGUUUCUUUGACAGACGAGGGCUUGUAUUCGUGUAAUGUGGAAAAUGCUGUUGGAACACCAUUGAGCAAAACCGUCUGGAUGACAGUCAAUAAACCAGUGCACUUUGACACGGCAUCAGCUAAUGUGACAUCACGACUUGGCCACGCCGUCUCUUUGGAAUGUCGCGCGCUUGGUGAUGACCCUAUCAGAAUCACAUGGAACCAUAAUAUAAACAAUAUAGACUUCCAAAGUCACAGAGCAAAACACUCAGAGACGAAAACCUCGCUUGGUGUAACCAGCACAAUAAAUAUACAGUAUUCAGAAACAGCCGACGCUGGCUUCUAUCAAUGUAGAGCGAGCAAUCCGUAUGGGUCAGCUAGCUUCAACACAUUCCUUACUACGAGUAUAUUAGCCGAACUCAGAGUAGAAUCAGUUAGAUCUCGUACAGCAUCAGUUUCAUGGAGAGACGGGGCACACGCCGAGUAUUACACAUUACAACACACGCCCGCUCAUUACGCCGAUGACUGGGAAUACGCCGUUAGUCUUAAUAUUACGAGGAAAGGCAACGACAUUCGUCAAACGAUAGAACUACAGAAUAUCCGACCUGCGACGGCUUACGCGGUGCGAGUAGCAACUGGUAAUGAAGUGGGUGUCAGUCGUUUUACGGCGCCUGUACAUUUUACAACACACGAGGAAGCUCCAUCGUCAACACCUAUUAAUAUACAAAUUGAACAAACUGACAAUCCUGGAGACUUAUUCGUCUCCUGGCUACCUCCGCCUAAAGACACUCACAAUGGAAUCAUAACAGGCUAUCAUGUAAAGGCUGUGCCACAAAAAGGAUCAUCUAUUUUAGCGGACACUGAUACAAGGACUCUGAAAGUGUCAAAGUUAUCCGGAAAACAAGAAACAGUUAUCAGUGGUCUACUCAAAAAUACCAGAUAUGCUGUUUCCAUAUCAGCUUUCAACAGCGCGGGAUCAGGUCCAUUUUCGAUUCCAGUAUUUCAAGAUACUAUGGAAGGAGCUCCCGAAAUCGCCCCAUCAUCAGUUGAAUGUACGGCUGUGUCAUCUACGUCACCACGCAUCGGUUGGCAACCAAUAGCGAUACACGAACAGGGAAGUUCUUUGAUCGGUUACUCCAUUCUGUAUGGAACUGAAGAAAGCUCUUGGCAGAACCAAACCUCUCUCCACAUUGAAAUUUAUCUCCAAGGUCUUUCUAAGUACAGCAACUAUACGAUAAAAGUUGCAGGUUUUUCCAACUACGGUGCUGGGCCGUUCUCGUUCCCAAUAGUUUGCACUACGUUACAAGAUGUUCCUGAUCCGCCUUCAGAUAUCAAAGUUCUUAUUCUAUCAUCUACAUCACUGUUGGUCAGUUGGAAGAAGCCGGAACAUUGUAACGGAGAACUAUUAUAUUAUACUGUUUAUGUGAAACCAACUUCAGGCCCUGGUCCACCUCUAACGAGUCGUGUGGAUCCUUCUCGGACCACAGCUGAGAUCAAGGAGUUGACGAGCGGAAGAUCGUAUGAAGUGUGGGUGACUGGAAGUACCGCGGCUGGCGAGGGCGCGCCUAGUAGGAGAGCCUCGCAUACACCCGCUAAAAGAGUUGUGGCCGGAGUCGCAUCACUAGGUGGCACCAUAUCAGUGGGAGUCGGUUCAUCCUUACUACUCGUGUGUCAAUGUGUCGGAGUACCACCACCUCGCACUGUGUGGUACCACAAACGUAAUAUAAUAACGCAUCAUCCGAGAUUCACGAGGAAUCAUGACGACAGCUUGCUGAUUAACAACAUAGACCAAUCCCUGAGCGGGAACUACACAUGUCUUGCAAAGAAUCUGUAUGGUUCUGAUUCAGUGGAGUACACCGUAGUAGUUCUACCGCUGCCCGAAGCACCAACACUACGAGCCACGCCAUACAAAGACUCGAUAUUAGUUGAAUGGGAACAACCUUAUUAUAGCAUCAGUAACCGUAACUCGAACCAGAAAAUUACUUAUAGCCUAACAUGGAAAGAAGCAAGCGGUCCGUGGCGAGAAGUGUGGUCACCAAACAAAGUACCUAAUAAAUUAUCAAACCUCUCUGGAGUUCAAAAACAUGCGCUGACUGGUCUUAAAUGUGGCACGAAAUAUUCUUUGAGGAUCACAGCUACUGACAAAGUUGGUACAUCACAACCAGCGUAUUUGGAUGUUAGCACGUUGGGCGGACCUCCCAUCGCUCCUACGUCAACGGAGUGGUUCUGGAGCAACUAUUCCCACGUGUUCAUUCAGGCCGCUGGUUGGGAUGACGCGGGAUGUGAGCUCCGAACGUUGGAGCUAGAACACCGGGCUCUUGGAGCGAGGAGCUGGAUGAGGCCUAUCAAUAUAUUGUCAUACACGGGUCACCCCUACCAGUACCGAGGCUCGUUCGCUCUAUCAGGCCUGUCCGCCGGCACCUGGUACGUGUUACGUAUCACAGCCACCAACGAGGCGGGGAGCGUCACCACCGUUUACAACUACGCGACUAAGAACGAGGAUGGCAGUGAAGUUGGUCCUCCGUCGGAAAUCUUCGACAUCAACAUGUUGGUGAUAGUCUUAAGCUCAAUUCUCCUAGCUGUCUGUCUUAUCUGCUGUGUUUAUAUUCUAGUUAAGAGGCAACGUAAUGUCAACUUAACGGGAUACCGCGACUCAAUAACGGUCGACAAAUCUGAAAGUGGCAACAUAACAGCUAACACAUCACACAGUAACCUAGCGAAUGUUAAAGAGAAUUCAAUGAACGCUCAGAACAGAAUAUACAGCGCUCCGAUACAUGUUAGAAAUAAUAGUAAACAUGUUAUACGAGAUAAGUCCUUACGCGCAAUUCGCUGUCGGCUUUCGAACGUGUGGUCACGCUGA
Messenger RNA from Danaus chrysippus (African queen), 3816 nucleotides. The record is from the annotation of a GenBank genome assembly. Lineage: Eukaryota; Metazoa; Arthropoda; Insecta; Lepidoptera; Nymphalidae.